Messenger RNA from Eptesicus fuscus (big brown bat), 560 nucleotides. RefSeq names its product stum, mechanosensory transduction mediator homolog (gene STUM). The transcript is spliced from 4 exons. The record is from RefSeq and is a predicted model, not a curated record. Bases 31 to 435 code for a protein of 134 amino acids. NCBI's taxonomy places the organism in Eukaryota, Metazoa, Chordata, Mammalia, Chiroptera, Vespertilionidae.
CGCGGCGACAGCCCGGCCCGAGCGCCCGCCAUGGAGCCUUCGCACAAAGAUGCCGAGACGGCGGCGGCGGCGGACCCCCGGGCGGCCGCGUCCAGCGGGGUGGUGGUGCAGGUCCGCGAGAAGAAGGGCCCCCUGCGCGCCGCCAUCCCCUACCUGCCCUUCCCGGUGGCCGUCCUCUGCCUCUUCCUCAACACCUUCGUGCCGGGGCUGGGGACGUUCGUCUCGGCCUUCGCUGUGCUGUGCGGGGCCCGCACCGACCUCCCCGACAGGCACGUGUGCUGCGUCUUCUGGCUGAACAUCGCGGCCGCCCUCAUCCAGAUCCUCACGGCCAUCGUCAUGGUGGGCUGGAUCAUGAGCAUCUUCUGGGGCAUGGACAUGGUCAUCCUGGCCAUUUCCCAAGGCUACAAGGAGCAGGGCAUCCCGCAGCAGCUGUGAGCCCGGGAACCCCGAGAGUCCGGGGUGGCCCCGUGAGGGCCGCUCCGCAGCACCAGGACCUCCCAGGCUGUCUCUGCUGCUUCCUGGUUUGGAGGAAAGGGAGGAUGUAAAGCUGUUAUUUAUUU